GAACUCUGAAAACAUUGAAUUCGUAACACCGUAGAGAAGGAAAACAAUAGUAAUAAAUCGAUGAAAACGUAAAAUCAUAAUUACAAAUACUAUGUUGGUUAUUUUAAUACUACGCAAUAUACAAAAGUGCAUUAGUUUUAUAUCACUGUGAGUUACCGUUAAAGAGAAGCCACGUUUGUUUUGGUGCUAAUUUGGCGCGAAGCAGUGUUGUUGGCGUCACUUAGCAGACACAAGCAGCGGAUUCACACACCUCCCGGACUGCCUUAUCGACACACGCUCGCUGAUAACAGAGAUGAAUAUGUCCUCGACGUGGAACGAAGAGACCGCCACUGCCUGAAUAGAAGAUGGAAACUGUAAGACACCGCAACACUGCAAAGAUAUUGAGAAAUGAGAAUACCUAUAGAGAGCAUAGCGUCAUCUUACCACACCACCGAUGGCAAUAACGUAGAGAGCAACGCCCACCACCAGCGCCAUGCUUGUCCGUAGCUUUACUUGGUGCCUCUGAGUGGACCACACCGCCAUCGUUCUGAAGAGAAGCAAGGAUGUCCGGUGCGGCGGCGACAGCACCGGCAGGCAGGGAACAUCUGCCCCGCCAUCCACCGCGCCGCGCUGUCUCCGCGGUGAGCAGGCUGCCCCGUGAUUCCCCAGUGGUAGUGACCAGCUACAUGAAGACCAAUGCCGACCUGCCGCCCCUACCUAACCCUUCCAACCUGCCUAGGACGCAAAGUGCCCCGCGCUGCGGCGGCAGAAUGAGGGAGCCCCGCCGUCAAGGCUACGCCACGCCCUCCACUUCGGGAGUGUCCUCGGCCUCCUCGUCACCAGCCAGCAGGAAUUCCUCGCCGCGACCCUGCAGCUCCUCGGAGGGCCUCACCACGUCAUCGGCGGCCUCGUCGCCCUCUGCGUCCCCAGACACAAGGACGAUAGUUGAGGAUGAGGUGACGUGCGCUAUCUGCCUCGACCUGAUGCACCGGCCGCGUCGCCUCCCCUGCGGCCACACCUUCUGUCUGCUGUGCCUCCAGAACUACGCCAACACCUGCAGGACGACGUUCACGUGCCCAACGUGCCGCGGCGACGCCCAGGUGCCACCAGGGGGCGUGGUGGCACUCCCGUCCAACAUCCGUCUGAGACGUGGCGCUGAAAUCCUGCGGAGAAGGCGUGAGACAGAUCCAACCUGCCUCACCUGUACCUCCUGUGGCACCACCGAGGGUGUGGUGGCGUGCGGCCACUGCCAGGACGCGUGGUGUGAGGCAUGCGGGGUGACACACCUGCGGCAGGUGCAGACCGAUAUUGUGGAGCUGAAGACGAGACUGUCGAGCGUCCGCGACACUCUGGACUGCCGCACUGAGGAGGAGGAGGCGCGGCUCACCAAGCUGGAGGAAACUAUCCGAGAGGCGGUGGAAGAGCGGGUGGAGCGGCUGCUGGAGGAGGGGACAGCCCUUACGGCCCAGGUUCAGGAGAUGAGGAAGGAGAGGCAGCAGCAGGCCCUCAAUCUCAGCCAGGAGUUGGAACAAGCCCUCACCCACGACCACCCUCACCCCGGACAGCUGCAGGAGGCGGGAGAUCUUCACGCCACGCUGAUGAAGCUCCUGAAGCAGACUUCCACCGCCAAGGGCCCGCGCGUCACGCUGGACUCCGCCUCCCUCACCCUCAGCACCUCCACCUCCACUGCCGAAGCCGAGGAGAACCCGCAGGAGGCGCGGGAGGAGGAGGAGGACGAGAGACACCUGCCGCCCCAGGAGCAUAACCUCAUGUACAGGAGAAAGGGGGCGCUGGCCAGGCUGAGGUGGAGCAGGCACAUUAAGGAGCGGCCAGCAGGGGUCGCCAUCAGCCCUUGGACCUCAGACAUCUUUGUGACCGGAAGUGACACGUGCAGAGUGCAAGUGUUUGACCCCAGUGGGCGCCAGGUCAACAGCUUUGGGUCACGUGGGCACGGUGACGGGGAAUUCCUGUGUCCUAUCGGGGUGGCCUUCAGCUUAGUGUCCCAGGAGGUGUUCAUUACAGAUAAGUGGAAACACUGCAUCCACGUCUUUGACACGGAGGGAAACUUCAUCCGUCAACUGGGCAGGAAGGGCAAGGGCUUCGGUCACUUUUCAGCUCCUGAGGGCAUCACCACAGACCGCCACGGCAACAUCUACGUGGCGGACACCUGUAAUCACCGAGUACAGGUGCUGGACAGUGACGGAGUGUUCUUGCGGGAGCUCGGGGUGGUGUCCUCGAAUACUCUGCAGGAUGGGAGGCGCUACACCAAGACGGAGUUUAAUGAACCUACAGGGGUCACAGCUUCCAUGGACGGUUCCCGAGUGUACGUGGCGGACGCAGGGAACCACAGGAUUAAGGUGUUUGACGGGAGCAGCGGCGAGCGGGUGCUGAUGUUCGGGUCCAGGGGGCGUAACAAGGGCCAGUUCGAGACCCCGGAGUGCCUGGCGGUGGAUCCUGAGGGCUUCAUGCUGGUGGGAGACUCUGGUAACGGGCGCGUGCAGGUGUUCCGGCCUGAUGGCACAUUCAUCAGGUACCUGGGAACACGAGUCAACACGCGCGGGGAGUUCGGUUGGGUGUCUGGCGUGGCCCUCUCUCGCUCCCUCGACGUGGUGGUCACUGACUUCAAGAAUAACCUCGUCGCUGUAUUUUAGUUGUGUGUAUUUUGGUGGAUUUUUUGUUAUUAUUCCCUGUAUUUCUCCCGCAUUUUUCUCCUCGUAUUUUGAUGUACUUUUUAUUUUCCUCUUCCUCCUCCUCCUAGUAUGUGUGUGUGUGUUGGUGUUUUUUUAUUCCUCUCCUUCGUAUUGUGGUGCUCCUCAUCCCUCGUAUUGUGUGUUUUCAUAUAUCCAUGUAUUAUUUUUUACUCUUCCUCCUCCUCCCGCAAUAUUUAUUACCUCCUCCGCCUCGUAUUGUAAUUUUUAGUGAUUUUCUUCCUCCCCCUCUUCCCCUUCCUGUUACGGCGACGUUACUACUAUAUAAUAUAUAUAAUUUGAUUUUGAAAUUGAUUUUGAAUUGAUUUUGAUUUUUCAUAGUCAAUGAUUUUGAAUUGAUUUUGAUUUUUCAGUCAGGUAAAUUCUAUAUAAUUUGAUUUUGAAAAAAAAAAUUUUCAGUCCGUCUAUAUUCAUUUAUAUUCAUUCAAUCAGUCUCUAUAUAUGUGUAUAAAACAAUAUGAUUUUUUGAAAAUUUCAGUCAGGUAAAUUGUUUCCUUGAAUGUAAUUUUUUUUGCGUGGAGAAGUAGGAGAGAAAGAAAGGAAGAGUAGAAAAUAGAAAAACGGAAAAAAAUUAAGGGGAAUUGAGGAGGAAGAGAGGGAAGACGAGGCAGAUUGAAGCAGAUUGAAUUUGAAUUCAAAAAAAUUUGAAUUAAAAAAAAAUGAAUUCUAAAAAAUUUGAAUAAAAAAAAUUGAGGAAGAUAGAAGAAUAAAAAAAAAAUAUAAAGGAGGGGGUAUAGAGGAAAUAGAAGGGAGAUAUAAGUUUAGGAGAGUGGAGAGUAUAUUUCAGAGGUAAGGAGAAUCGGGUAAGAAUCUCGGCAGUCUUCUGAGGAAAAAAAAAAAAAAUGGUAGGUGAACUAGGACAGGAGCUGGCAGUACUAGGAGAAAGAAAAAUGGAGGAGGAAAGGAAUGUAUGUGGAAGAGGAAAGAAAGGUAGUUCGAAGGAAAAAACUAAGGAAAUAUUCCCUGUACUUCUCUUACCUACCUUGAAGGACAUUCAUUCUCUUACCUCGAUUAUAUAGAUGUAUUUCGAGAUGUAUUUCGAGAAAAAGCAUUUUCGAAGAACGUGUAGGAGAAAAAAAGUAUUUCGAAGAAUGAUUUUAGAGAAAAAAAAAUGACGGAAUAAACGUAACUGGGAAAAAAUGACAGAAGUGUAACCGGAAACUAUGGAAGAAACAUUCUUUGCACUAGACGUAAGGCGGCGAAGCUCACUGUUCUGGCGAAGCUCACUGUUCUUGUAAAAAAUAACAAAAGAAUAAUAUGAUGGAAAAUAGAAAUGAUGAUGAAAAUGAAAAAAGGUGGUAAGUGUAUAUAUACGAAGCUCAAAACUUUUUUGUAAAUAAAAUAUAUGUAUAUAGAGGAAGGUAAGGAUGAAAAGUGGAUAAAAGAUAUUUUAACUGGAAACUAGGGAUUCGUGUAAAAUCUUUGUAUAUGAAGCUGAGUUCUGCAGCUCGAACUUCAAGUCCUGUAAAUAACAACAAUCAAUAUAUAGCGUAGGCUUGCUGUGCGUUACGUUCGGCUAGGCCUUAGCGUCUAGACAUAGUUAUUAUUAAUGUUAUUUGUAGCACAAGUAGUCCUUGUUUCGUUAUUAUGGUGAUCUUGCUGUGAUAUCGCCGCCAUUUUGUUGACUAUCUACGUUUUGUAAAUAAAGUUACCCAUUAUCCAA
Messenger RNA from Scylla paramamosain (green mud crab), 4350 nucleotides. RefSeq names its product RING finger protein nhl-1-like. The transcript has 13 exons. The record is from RefSeq and is a predicted model, not a curated record. NCBI's taxonomy places the organism in Eukaryota, Metazoa, Arthropoda, Malacostraca, Decapoda, Portunidae. The coding region runs from base 543 to 2630 and encodes 695 amino acids. Gene Ontology annotation, biological process: protein polyubiquitination; proteasome-mediated ubiquitin-dependent protein catabolic process. Gene Ontology annotation, molecular function: protein binding; ubiquitin protein ligase activity.